AUGUCUGGAUGGGCGACUCAUCCUCUGUUCUGGUAUAGUAGAAUAACCGAUCCUGCUGAACUCGAGAAGGUCCGUCAGAAGGAGAUGGACAUUACCAAGGAGCGUAUUGAGAAGAUCCUUGCUAAGGGUGUUAAUGUCAUCCUCACCAGUGGUGGUCUUGAUGAUUUCUCUAUGAAGUAUCUCAUCGACCGUAAAGUUAUGGGUAUCAGAAGAGUCCCUAAGAAGGACAUGAAGAGGAUUUCCAAGGUACACUAUACUCCAGUGGGAGCUUUCGAUCAAUUAUCUCAGGCCACUGGAGCUAAGCCCCUCCUCACACUCACAGCUACUGAGCAAUGGGAUGAGGAAGGUAUUGAUGAUUCUGCUAUUGGCAAAGCUGAUCUCGUCCAUGAGGAACGUGUUGGAGACAACGACUUUGUCUUCAUAACCAAUAACGGCGAUAGUCAGUAUCAGGGCAAGAGUUCAACCCUCCUCCUCAGAGGAGCCUCCGAUUUUGUCUUGGAUGAGGCGGAGCGGAGCGUUCAUGAUGCUCUCUGUGCCACAUCCCGAGCGUUGGAGUCCGGGAGUGUUGUCGGAGGUGGUGGGUGCGUUGAGGCUGCUCUAUCACUCCAUCUUGAGGAGUUCGCUACCUCCCAUCGUGGAAGGGAACAGAUGGCCAUUCUAGCUUUCGCUGAGGGAUUGAUGAUUAUCCCCAAGACCUUGGCCCUCAACGCCGCCCUUCCUGAUGUACCUGCCCUUGUCGCUGAACUACGUGUUGCUCAUACUCGUGGUAACGCGACGGCCGGUCUCGAUCUCAGUAAAGGAGAGGUCACUGAUGCAGUGUCGCAGGGAAUACUCGAGCCGAUGGUAUCCAAGCUGAAGUCCAUUAAAUUCGCAACAGAGGCUGCUAUUACCAUUCUCAGGAUCGAUGAUCUCGUUAAAGUUGUAGGUUGA
Molecule: messenger RNA, 930 nt
Organism: Perkinsus marinus ATCC 50983
Lineage: Eukaryota; Perkinsozoa; Perkinsida; Perkinsidae
Product: t-complex polypeptide 1, putative
Exons: 6
Coding region: 1-930 (309 amino acids)
Biological process (GO): protein folding
Cellular component (GO): chaperonin-containing T-complex
Molecular function (GO): ATP-dependent protein folding chaperone; ATP binding
Source: RefSeq, a predicted model, not a curated record